Nomascus leucogenys (northern white-cheeked gibbon) is the source of this 852-nucleotide messenger RNA. It is a transcript of the gene MGMT, whose product is annotated as O-6-methylguanine-DNA methyltransferase. Gene Ontology annotation, cellular component: nucleus. Gene Ontology annotation, biological process: DNA repair. Gene Ontology annotation, molecular function: methylated-DNA-[protein]-cysteine S-methyltransferase activity. The record is from RefSeq and is a predicted model, not a curated record. Lineage: Eukaryota; Metazoa; Chordata; Mammalia; Primates; Hylobatidae.
CCCCGGCCCCGCCCCCGCGCCCCGGAUAUGCUGGGACAGCGCGCGCCCCUAGAACGCUUUGCGUCCCGGCUCCCGCAGGUCCUCGCGGUCCGCACCGUUUGCGACUUGGUACUUGGAAAAAUGGACAAGGCUUGUGAAAUGAAAUGCACCAUGCUGGACAGCCCUUUGGGGAAGCUGGAGCUGUCUGGUUGUGAGCAGGGUCUGCACGAAAUAAAGCUCCUGGGCAAGGUGACGUCUGCAGCUGAUGCUAUGGAGGUCCCAGCCCCUACUGCAGUUCUUGGAGGUCCGGAGCCCCUGAUGCAGUGCGCAGCCUGGCUGAAUGCCUAUUUCCACCAGCCCGAGGCUAUUGAAGAGUUCCCCGUGCCUGCUCUUCACCAUCCCGUUUUCCAGCAAGAGUCGUUCACCAGACAGGUGUUAUGGAAGCUGCUGAAGGUUGUGAAAUUCGGAGAAGUGAUUUCUUACCAGCAAUUAGCAGCCCUGGCAGGCAACCCCAAAGCCGCGCGAGCAGUGGGAGGAGCAAUGAGAGGCAAUCCUGUCCCCAUCCUCAUCCCGUGCCACAGAGUGGUCUGCAGCAGCGGAGCCAUGGGCAACUACUCCGGAGGACUGGCCGUGAAGGAAUGGCUUCUGGCCCAUGAAGGCCACCGGGUGGGGAAGCCAGGCUUGGGAGGGAGCUCAGGUCUGGCAGGGGCCUGGCUCAAGGGAGCGGGAGCUACCUCGGGCUCCCCACCUGCUGGCCGAAACUGAGUGUGUGCAGCAGGAUGGAUGUUUGAGCGACACACACGUGUAACACUGCAUUGGAUGCGGGGCGUGGAGCCACCGCUGUAUUAAAGGAAGUGGCGGUGUCCUGGGAAC